Messenger RNA from Prosopis cineraria, 1277 nucleotides. RefSeq names its product 2-dehydro-3-deoxyphosphooctonate aldolase. The record is from RefSeq and is a predicted model, not a curated record. NCBI's taxonomy places the organism in Eukaryota, Viridiplantae, Streptophyta, Magnoliopsida, Fabales, Fabaceae. The transcript has 15 exons. Gene Ontology annotation, molecular function: 3-deoxy-8-phosphooctulonate synthase activity. The coding region runs from base 188 to 1060 and encodes 290 amino acids. Gene Ontology annotation, cellular component: cytosol; cytoplasm. Gene Ontology annotation, biological process: monosaccharide biosynthetic process.
GUAACAUCGACCGCAAUGGAAAAGGAAAAAAAAAAAAAGAAUUUCGUGAAAUUCCACUUUGAUUGAUGGAGUUGUAUUAAAAAUAACUUUUAGGGGCGAAGAUCACCGCUUUCGCUGAUCUUGGAAGAUUUCCUUCACUCUCGCUACCUUUCUUAGUAUUCCUUUUUUGUUUCUUUCGACCGCGAAAAUGGAUCCAUCUACAGUUCUGUUUAACCAGCUCAAGGGUGCAAACCCAUUCUUUCUGCUAGCGGGUCCCAAUGUGAUUGAAUCUGAGGAGCACAUUCUACGAAUGGCUAAGCAUAUUAAGAAUAUCACAUCGAAAGUUGGAGUACCAUUGGUUUUCAAGUCAAGCUUUGAUAAAGCCAAUCGGACAUCAUCAAAAUCAUUUCGUGGCCCAGGCAUGGCUGAAGGAUUGAAGAUACUUGAGAAGGUCAAAAUAGCCUAUGACAUUCCUAUUGUGACAGAUGUGCAUGAGACUAUCCAGUGUGAACCAGUUGGCAGGGUUGCAGAUGUUAUUCAGAUUCCAGCAUUCCUAUGUCGUCAAACAGAUCUUUUAGUGGCAGCAGCCAAAACUGGAAAAAUUGUCAACAUCAAGAAAGGCCAGUUCUGUGCUCCUUCUGUCAUGACAAAUUCAGCUGAAAAAAUUAGAUUGGCUGGAAAUCCAAAUGUAAUGGUUUGUGAGAGAGGAACUAUGUUUGGUUACAAUGAUUUGAUUGUCGACCCAAGAAACCUGGAGUGGAUGCGAGAAGCUAAUUGUCCUGUGGUAGCUGAUAUCACACAUUCAUUACAACAGCCUGCUGGAAAAAAGUUGGAAGGUGGAGGCGUUGCAAGUGGAGGCCUUCGAGAAUUGAUACCAUGCAUUGCAAGGACAGCGGUUGCUGUUGGAGUGGACGGGAUUUUCAUGGAGGUACAUGAUGAUCCUCUGAAUGCACCUGUUGAUGGUCCAACACAAUGGCCUUUGCGCCAUUUGGAGGAGCUGCUGGAAGAACUUGUGGCUAUCUCAAGGGUAAGCAAAGGGAAACAAAAAUUCAACAUUGAUCUCACGCCAUACCGUGAAUAAAAAGGCAGGCAAUGUUUCAUUUUCUACCUGUAUUGAAUGCUGGUAACAAUGGCGUUUCCAGUCAUGCUGAGUAUGGUUUCUUGAGUACUGUUACUAUUACUGUUCUUUUCAAGGUUCAAGGUUCAAUGCGAAACCUUGAAUCGUGUUCAUUUUUCAACCUGCAAAAACUGAUGUGAAAUGUUAUGUUUUGAAAAUAUUAUCUGAUGGUUCAUUAUUA